Messenger RNA from Mollisia scopiformis, 774 nucleotides. Its product is annotated as aquaporin-like protein. Gene Ontology annotation, cellular component: plasma membrane. Gene Ontology annotation, molecular function: glycerol channel activity; water channel activity. The record is from RefSeq and is a predicted model, not a curated record. Bases 1 to 774 code for a protein of 257 amino acids. The transcript has 3 exons. Lineage: Eukaryota; Fungi; Ascomycota; Leotiomycetes; Helotiales; Mollisiaceae. Gene Ontology annotation, biological process: water transport; glycerol transmembrane transport.
AUGAUGGCGAUUUAUAUCGCUGGUGGUAUCUCAGGAGCGCAUUGUAACCCAGCAGUCUCCAUAUCCCUCUCUGUCUUUCGUGGCUUUCCCGCCCGAAAAGCAUUCAUUUACAUAUGUGCCCAGCUCCUUGGAGCCAUCUGUGCAGUCCUCCUUGCAUACGGGAUUUACCACGAUGCCAUCGUGUCUAUCGACCCACUGAAGACUACAACUGGCAACUCCGCCACAGGAAAGUCUUUCUUUACUCUGCCCGCGACGUUUGCUACUCCCACAACGGCAUUCUUCACCGACUUCGUAAGCUCGGCUAUCAUGAUUGGCACUGUCAUGGCCCUCGGCGACGACACCAACUCUCCUCCAGGAGCAGGAAUGCACGCCUUCAUUCUCGGCCUCAUCGGCUUCGCACUGGCAUCAACCCUGGGCUACAACACCGGACCACAGACCAACCCCGCGAAAGACCUUGCUUCACGCCUCGUGCCGUGGUGGGUCGGGUACGGUAGUCCGAUGUGGGCAAAUGGCUGGUGGGCCGAAGCUUGGGUUGCGAGUAUUACAGGUGGGCUGAUGGGAUCUUUGAUUUACGACAUUGCUAUAUUCGAAGGCGAGGAAAGUCCGGUGAACUAUAGCAUGUCGAAGAGGAAGGAGAGUCGAAGAGGUAAUAAGAGAAAGUGGUGGAAGACAGGAUUGUUUGGAAUGAGCAAGAAGGCAAAGGGGAAAAGUGAUUUGGAAGAUGGAGUGGGGAUUCAUGAGAAAGAUGCGGGGAGGAGGAUGGAUGGACAUUAG